Messenger RNA from Neltuma alba, 2246 nucleotides. Its product is annotated as transcription factor MYB88. The record is from RefSeq and is a predicted model, not a curated record. Gene Ontology annotation, biological process: regulation of DNA-templated transcription. NCBI's taxonomy places the organism in Eukaryota, Viridiplantae, Streptophyta, Magnoliopsida, Fabales, Fabaceae. Gene Ontology annotation, cellular component: nucleus. Bases 583 to 1998 code for a protein of 471 amino acids. The transcript is spliced from 14 exons. Gene Ontology annotation, molecular function: RNA polymerase II cis-regulatory region sequence-specific DNA binding; DNA-binding transcription factor activity, RNA polymerase II-specific.
UCUUUCCAAUACUUCAGUGAGUGACCGUUUUAAAAAAGUUACAGUGAGAGAAGCAGAGAGGAGAAAACAAAUGAACAAGAUAAGCGAGAUGAGGAACAGUCUUGUUAGGAUUCUCUAAAAAGUGUGGUCUUUGUUCAAUCUAUCUCUACAGUUGAUUUGUUUUUGGUUGCCCUUGCGAGAGCCAUUGAGUCUAACCCAGAUAGCAGAAUCUCAGAGACAGCAUUCAUAGCCGAGGUGUUUGUCUGGUUGACAAGUUUGAACUUUCUUUUGGAUAUAUUCCCAAGGCAUUUCAAUCUUUAGAUCUACGAAGCUUUUCUGGGUAAUCAAUUACAUACCAAUGCAUCAUCAAAAUACUUCUCGGAGCUCCGGAAAAAUACGAUUUUGAUCCAUUCCCAUUUCCCCUCUUGUGAACCUUUUAUAGGAUAGUGAUUGAGAUCAAAGGAGGGGUCUGAAAAGUUAGGAUCCGAGGCCAUUCCUUUGGAAGGGAAGAGCGUUGGCUUGGCUUUAGCAUGCAAGUUGGCUCCUGCAAAAGGAAGGAGCGUCUCACCGCAUUAGAAUAGAAUAAACCCCUCAAAGCACAAUAUGCAAGACAUGAAGCAGAGGCAGCAUCAGCAAGAUAAGGAAGAAUCCAAGAAGAAGGAGCGUCACAUUGUCUCUUGGACUCAAGAGGAGGAUGAUAUUCUUAGAGAGCAGAUUAGCAUUCAUGGAACAGACAAUUGGACAAUUAUUGCAUCUAAAUUCAAGGACAAAACAACAAGACAAUGCAGGAGAAGGUGGUACACAUACUUAAAUUCUGAUUUCAAGAAAGGAGGGUGGUCACCAGAAGAGGAUAUGCUAUUAUGUGAGGCUCAGAAGAUAUUUGGCAACAGAUGGACAGAAAUAGCUAAGGUGGUUUCAGGCAGAACGGAUAACGCUGUGAAAAACCGGUUCACCACACUUUGCAAAAAGAGAGCGAAAUACGAAGCCUUGGCCAAAGAGAAUAAUAGUCCUCCAUUGAUAAAUUCAAACAAUAAAAGGAUCAUUUUCCAACAAGUCUACACUACAGAUGCAGCAUCAGAGGCCACAGCAUCAAUUAAGAAGAUAAGGGCCCACAUCCCUGAUGCUUCAGCGAGGAUCGCCUAUGGAGACAGAUCACAUAGACAAUUUGGAGCGCCAGUUAGUCAGCAACCUAGAGUGCCAUUUGCUGUGUUAUCUAAUUUCGAGGAUAACAGCUUGCACCAACGUCCUGUCUGCAGUGCCAAAGUCAGCGGUUACGCCCAGAAUAACAAGACUCAGGGAACAUUCCUGAAAAAGAAUGAUCCAAAGAUAACCAUGUUGAUGCAGCAAGCAGAAUUAUUAAGCUCACUUGCAGUGAAAGUUAAUACAGAGAACAUGGACCAGACUCUUGAGAAUGCAUGGAAGGUUCUGCAAGACUUUCUGAACCGAACAAACAAAUCAGAUCUUUCGAGAUAUAAAAUCACAGAUUUACAGCUUCAAAAUCUCAAAAAUAUGGCGGAGGACAUAAAGAGUGGUCAUGAGGGGAGCCAACCAUAUUCAAGGCAACCGGAGCUACAUGAGGACUCUCCAAGCAGCUCUGAAUAUAGUACAGGAUCAACUAUACUGGCCCAUUCAGCUUUUGAUAAUUUGGAACAUUCACUGCAUCAAAAUGUUGGAACCGAAGGGAAGCCUACAGAAAGUGAGGGGAAAAGAGGAAUUAGUCGUUCUGAGAAGCAAGUUCUUUGUGCUUCGACUGCAGAUCAAGAUAUCUUGCCAUCUUUUGAAGAACAGAUAAACGAUGAUUUCAUUGUUUCUGCCUUGUCAAGUAGAGAGUUCAGUUCCCCUGUUCAAGUUACUCCUCUGUUCAGAUCCUUGGCUGCAGGAAUUCCCAGCCCACAGUUUUCAGAAAGUGAAAGGAACUUCCUGAUGAAAACACUGGGAAUGGGAUCCCCAUCUCAGAAUCAAAGUGCAAAAGCCUCACAACCACCACCAUGCAAAAGAGCCUUACUACAGAGUCUAUAACCAAGAUCCAUCUGAAGUAGAAAAGCUUCUAUGUGCCUUUCCCCCCUCUGAUUCCUUCUCCCUACCUUUGGGAAUCAAACACGCUGAGUACUAUUUUGCAUGGCGAGAUGAGACUACUAAGCUUGCAAGUGCAGAGCUAUAUUCAGCUUAAAAUUUUGCUACGCAUCCCUCUCCAAGAAUGUUAUGGAACAUUCUUGUAAUCUUUAGACAAAUCUAACAGUGCCUUUUACCUCCUCCCUGACACUCGC